ACCACGGGUCGCAUUCAGUCAGGUGAUAUUUUCUUUCCCAGCUCGAAACGACGAUUCCGUCUUGUAUCAACAUUCAAUCCAUUGUACUUACUAUUCGAAAUGGCCCUUUUGUCGGCAAUGAAAGGAAAACUGAUCUCCGUAAUUGGAGAUGAGGACACCUGUGUCGGAUUUUUGCUCGGUGGAGUUGGUGAGAUCAACAAGAAUCGCCAUCCCAACUUUAUGGUUGUUGACAAAAAUACGGCAGUUAGUGAAAUCGAAGAUUGCUUCAAGCGUUUCAUCAAGCGCGAUGAUAUUGAUAUCAUUCUGAUCAACCAGAACUACGCCGAGUUGAUUCGUCACGUGAUCGAUGCGCACACUGCCCCCACACCAGCGGUGCUGGAGAUUCCUUCCAAAGAUCAUCCGUACGAUGCGAGCAAGGAUUCGAUUUUGCGUCGCGCUAAGGGUAUGUUCAAUCCGGAUGAUAUGAUUGCUAAUCGCGGCUAAGCUGUCGAGGCCACAGGAUCCCAUGUUUGCAUAUUUUCCACCACCAUAGCAGUCUUUUAGUAUUAUCUUUCCCUCCCUGUGAGCUCUCCAAAAGCCAAUCCACUUCCGUGUUGUAUACGGUCGACCGAGAGCGUCCGUUUUGAGUUUCUCGUUGUUAUGUUUGUUGGCAUUCCAUGGUUUUAAGUGAAUAAAGCAUCAAUUCUGCUGUA
Molecule: messenger RNA, 692 nt
Organism: Anopheles moucheti
Lineage: Eukaryota; Metazoa; Arthropoda; Insecta; Diptera; Culicidae
Gene: Vha14-1
Product: V-type proton ATPase subunit F
Exons: 4
Coding region: 100-483 (127 amino acids)
Biological process (GO): proton transmembrane transport
Cellular component (GO): proton-transporting V-type ATPase, V1 domain; membrane
Molecular function (GO): proton-transporting ATPase activity, rotational mechanism
Source: RefSeq, a predicted model, not a curated record